AUGUCCUCUUUACGCUACGUUCAGGGUAGCGGUCCCCACAUCGCCUCUCCCGGUGUUGCAUCCGGUUCAGACGACGACCACGUCACUGACUACAAUCUCUCCCCCAGCUUACAGACAAAGCCUCUCCCUACGGGUACCCACUUCUAUACUUGGCCAGCAGACUCGGAAGCGAGCGGCCUGACGUUCUCCGACCCGGUGAUCGGCCCCGAGCACGAAGGUAACGAGCCCUACAACGAGAUACAAGACCUGAGCGACCAGAUCAAGCACUGGACCCUUGCCGACAAGAUCUUUGGCGACCUCCAGGACGAACCAGAUUUUCCUCGACUCUACGACACCUACGUUGUGCGCGAGAAUAUCAGCCCCGAAGAUUGGCAGGCCACGAAGAUUUACAUCGAGACGCACCCUCUGCUUCUACGCUGUGUAUCUUUUGUCUACGACCCCGAGAUGGGAAAACUCAAGGUCCACUCUCCGUCGGGCCUGCACCAAAGCGUAAACGAUUCAGUGCUCGGUCAGCUUUCCGGCAACAUCCAAGUCAAACGACCCCAAGCGAUCACCAUGGACCUCGAGCGCGGCCUCAUCACCGACAACGUAGCGCAUACGCCUGACAUCGUGGUGAGCGUCGUCACGCGCAAGCGCCUUCGUGAAGGCGACAUUUUCAUGUCGCGCGACGUGUCCGUCAACGAGACAUCCUUCACGCAAAGCGAGGACGACAUGCUUAGUCAGCUCCUCGUUGCCAUGAAGAAAGAACCCGACGCUGACCAGAGCCCUCUGCUCUUCACCGGCAUCGACAUCGAACGUCUGCCCUUCAUCGAUCCCGAUCCGAAUAGCCCAGACGCUGUGCCGGACGACGGCGGUUUCAUUCGCGGGGCCGGAGGUGCCAACGACAUCUUGUCGACUGGCUGGAAGCGAGGCGACCGCGUAAUCGUUCCGAGACUCAGGGCAAAAUGGUUUGUCUUCCUCCCGGAGGAUGAAGAGCAACUCGAGUACGGCCUAACCCAUCAUCACGAUUCUCACGACUGGACCGUGUGGGGUUUAGCUGUGCAAAUCCAAGAAGAGUACGAAGCGGGAUCGGAGGCUGAGCAGUCGCUGCAACAGGUGCUCCGUCGGUGGGUAAAGGCCACCAUCAGCAUACGCGAGGCAGCGCACAGCCAGAGGAUACGCGCGCUGCUCAGCGAGGCUGAUAAGACAUUGGCCGAUGACGUCAUCAAAGAAUUGGAAGGACUCCUCCUGAACCCCCCCGACUUCACUGAGCCUCCCGUUCCCAACCCCAUACCUUUCUUCAUAGAAGACAUCUGGGGCGGCGCUCGGCAGAAGGCCCACGACGAUGUGAGCCGCCACAUGUAUCGCGCCGACAACAAUCGUAAACCGCGAACAAAGUCCAUGGAAAACGAGGAAUGCCUCCAAAUCCUCAACAGCCUCAAGCGCGUGAAGGCCCAUCAUGAGCAGGACGGGGACACCGACGUGCUCAAGAACUUUCGAAAGAGACAACGCAUAAACACUCCUCCGCGAAACCUGUCGCCCCCUCCCCCGCGUCGUGUACCAGGCCGCUUGAAGGCUGAAAAUUUUGUGGACGAGUCAACGGACGAUGAAGAACCGAAACUCACAUCUACUUGGAUUAUGGCCGGUUUCAACAGCGACAAUUGUUGGAUCACUAUUGACGAACAGAAUUGUUUGAUCCAGCUGCUGAGCAACACUACGCAUCUCAACCAAGUCUUGGCAGGCUUGCUGGCACGAUUACAAGGCGUUUCGAAUGUUCCCAAGAACCCUCCGAUUGAGACAGUGGACCCUGGCAGCGGAACGUCCGCUGGGUCUUCUCGGUCUUCAGUGCCGACUCAACGCCAGACUCGCGCGCAAACUCGACGGCUAUGGAAUGAAGUGCAGCAUGGUAACACCGCAGACAAUGGGGCCGACCAACUAACGGCACCGUCACAGUCCUCGAAGGCCACUGUUCACAAUUUCUUCACGAAGCUCACAAGCAACCUGGCGGUUCAGGGCGUUGUGGACUGCUACGACGCAACCUCCGACUUUGUAGUCAUGUUGCGACUCAUCCAGCUUGCAUGCCGCUGUAGCGACUUGAGACAGGCUGAACCCGGCCUCACCAAUACCGACAUUUGGCAAGCGGAGCUGGAGGAAAAGAAGACCGUCGCGAAGAGAACAUUCCUUGACUGGAUUGCAAUGGGUAGCAAAUUUGCAUUCGUGGCGGGAGGAGGCUCAGUGUAUCUACUAGUCAUGAUCGCCAUCCAGAACCUCAGGGUUCCUUUGGGCGCGAUUGAUGGCCAUUCCGCCCAGGACAUAGGCAACAUGCUACGAUGGCCGGAUGACAGGCCGACCGACCUCUACCCUUGUCCUGGAUCGCAACGAUGUGUUUUUGACACUCUCAAGUUCAAUUCGUUCAAACUUGUUCCAAGGAUGCAUACUGCUUGGGAGCCUUGCAAUCAAGCCGUCCUGGUCGAUUCACCUGCCGUUGCAACGUCACGGUAUCCCGCCCCCCGUGACAAGGAGCAGAACAUAGCGUGGACAGAGAACGCGCGUUCACUCGCUAGCAAAGCGAGUGCACCACUUCAAACUGCGUACACAGGCGGGGAGAGAGCCCAUCCUGAGGCUUACAUUCGCGUGCCAACGAACACGAUAGUGGAUGUCCUAACCAUUCGAGGCGUGGAUCACUCGUUGGUUGCCAGCAUCUGCACGUCGAUGCCGGAUACCAUGAAACGGACUCUAAUCGACCGUCUCCUUGCAAGCUUCAAUUCAGACCCUUUCAAGACUGCAGACGCAAACUCAGCGACCGGCGAACGAACAUUUGAAGCGAUCCAUUUCUCAUGGUACAACCGUCACUGUACACAGAUGACCAGGGGAAUACGAACGCUUGAAGCUACGGCCGCUAUUCUACCUGGUAAUAACGUCUCGGUGGUCAGCCCGUUCGUCGGACUAGUGGUCAACCUCAACGUUGUCACUCGAGCCCACAGAGACAGCAAAGAUGACGGUGUAUGCCUUGUCUUGCCAAUUGGUGAAUUUGACGGCGCUGUCCUCAACUCUCGUCCCUACGUCUCUCGCGCGGACAGCCUGCAAGACGCCUACCAGGUUGAGCGGAAUUACCACGCACUCAACGAACGCACUCAACGAACGCGCCCACGGCGGAGACGGGCAAUCAUGUGGAGGGCUGCGCUAGGAAAGCUCAAGUGCGAAAGGAAGCAUGGUCGGAUGGAGGCGCGAGGAGUAGCAAACAGAACUUCCCAGCGCGAACGCGAGCUGCAGCUCAGCCUCUCCUCGUAUCCUCACCUCAGCGCCUUCCCUGCUGCAAGUGCAGCAAGACUUGCGCCACUGGACUCGCUGGCUGGAAUCACUGGCGAGACUGUCCGCGCCUCGCAUGACACUGCCAGUCUCGGCGGACCGCCACGAGAGCAUCCAGGCGCAGUCAAUCAUCUCUUCUCUGUGGGCCUCCCUGGCGAUCUAACUCAACAGGGGUCUGCGGAAGAUGCUCGGCUGCUCCCCACCUCUGGACCGUUCACGCUACACCACCCGCCGACCCGACUGCCUUCCCAAAUGCACUCUCCAUUUGACAACUCACUUGGCUGCUACGAACAUCUGUCCUGUCUGCUCGUGAUCGCGCUAGCAAUCCCGAUCUCUCAACUGCCCGUAAUCGUCAUCCCUCGUGCGCCACGCACUGUGGCCUCCGCCUUGCCUUCGCUCGCCCACGCCUCCGUGCGGAUUGCCGCGGAAGCAUUGUGCGCCCGUGCGCCGCGAAUGGUUGCGGCAAAUGAAUUCUUAAAUCUUGAGUUUCUAUUCAGCGCUAACAACACCGCGUCUCCGAAGGCUUCCAGAACUUCAACCAGCCGCGAAUCUCAUGUGCUCAUGCCUGCGCAGUGCGGUCCCAUGCUCGUGCCCUUGGCUUCCAUCAUCCUCCGACCAGGCUCGCACUACUGCUACGACCAGCGGAAGACUUCCAGAACCUCAUCCCGCGAGUCCGCUCACACGUCUCUCCGCAAUGCCGCACGCCAGUCUGGCGGCCAGCCGACCACGAAGGCUAAGACUGGUCGGGCUGCUGCCAAGUCAGCGCCGGCUGCUAAGAAGGCAACCGCCACGAAAGCCUUAUCGAAGGGUGCCGCGGGCUCCAAGCGCAGCAGGCUGGAAACACCAGAGAGAGAUGGCCAGACCUCUCAGCCCGACGUUCUGUCCCCGUCCGAGAAGCGGACGUAUGACAGGCUGAAAGCGAAGAUGGAGCAGGCCGAGAAGCAGGCGGCCGCCGAACGUCGAGCCAACAUUCAUAAAACAAGCACCGCUAUGUUGCUCGCUGAGAAUGCGUCUGGCGGAGAGGACGACGAGGACGAGGAUGAGCAACCGAGGCGUAAGAAGCUGAAGAAGAACAAGGAGAUCAGGUCCAGCGAUGAUGAAGAACAGGACGAGCUUGUCGAAGAGGAGGAGGAGGAGGCAAUGCAAGUGGAGCCCGAGGAGACAGAGAUGGACGCUGCGCCUCCGCGCGCUCGAUCGCAAGCCAAACCUAAACCAAGGCCUGCGUAUGGCAAGAAAUCGACGGACAAACCUGAGGUUGAGGAUGAUCCAGACGACGGGACGCGGCCGACGCUCGACCCAGACGAGCGUAGCCUUGCGAGGGCUCUCGGUGAGAAUCGCUCGUCCUCGGCGAAGGGAAACAAAGCUUCAAAGGCGAAGCAGCGGAACAACCGGGAUGACCGGGACAGUGCGUCCGAUGACGGCGAAGAGCGUCGACCUGCUGUCACACAGCCGGCCAAAGGCAAGAAGGUGUUGCGCAUGGACGCUGUCGUAAUUGACUCACCUCCAAAAAGGGUCAAGAUUAUGCAGAACGUGGUCGACAAGAACAAGGGCAAGGGUACAACGAUCGAGAAGAAGAAGAAGCCGAAGAAGCGGAGCGACUGGUUGGACACCGACACCGAGUCGGAGAACGAGACGGGGACAGAGGUGGACGAGGUGGAAGAAGACGACGAGCUCAGCAGUGACAGCGACGAGGUGUCGGAGGAAAGCAGCGAGGACGAAGGGACGGACGAGGACAGUGGGGAUGACGUGAUAGUUGUCAAGGCCCCUAAGGGCAAGACCCAGCGUUCCAAAGGCAAGGGAGGCAGACGCAGCCGCGGCAGCGCGGACAGGCCAAAGUCUGAAGGUCGUCGCCGUGCGCAGGCCAGGGACAUCCCGGAGACCCUCAGGCCGGUCGUUACGUGCUCACAGAUGUAUCUCCGCCUCCGCCUCUCCCUCAAUCAUGCAUGGACCGCCGAGAAGAUGCAGAAUAGCAGCCAGCUCCCCGACAAACACAGGGUCAUCAAGAGAGCCCUGAGGGAUGCUCGCAAACAUCGCGCCGAGGACGGUAAGAAGAUAGCGUACCUUGUCAGUGGGUUCAAGACCCUGAGAGCGAAAGGCAACAACAACCUUCGCAAGAUGGUCGCCAGCGUUGUAUGGACGGGCGCGUCUCAGCUCCGAAACGAGGUCAAGAAGAAGGCGAAGACCGUCGUCGACAACGCUUACGGCCUCGGCAGCCUCUCGACGCAGCGGAGAGUCGCGGCUGCAACGUUCCUCCUCAAGUCCAACACACAGGGCAAGUACUCGAUGCAAAACUUCAUUUUCGGCGACAUCGACAUCGCCUGGCAGUCGGACGAACCUCAUGAGGUCGACAUGAAGGCGAGCGUUGUGAACCGCAAGAAACCGUUCCAGCACAGGGCGCUGUCCGACGUCAUUGUGCAGCACUGGUUCCACGGACACAGGGACACUGCGUCGGUCGCGGCGUACGAUCGCUUCAGUGAGGUUCCCGACAAUCUCAUAGCCAUCGUCUGCAACGCGAUUGAGGCGGCGUUGGUGGACAUAGCCACAGGGACUCAUCAAUUCUCUAACAAGCUGUACGCUCCUAAGUGGGGCAAUGUCAUGGGGAUCUUGGAUCAGUUCAAGCACAACGCACCGGCGGCAUACCAGUUGCUGAAGGAGAUGAUCUGGACCAAUGUCAGUGCCCUAGUCGACGAACACAAAGCCCCGAAGAAGGACGCGCAAGAUGAUGACGACGCCGGUAGCAGCAUUGGCGAGCAAUUCAUCGCUUGGAGUGAUAUCGAGGUCGGCGACACUACUGCGACAACAAAGGCUGCGAAGGCUGCCGCGAAGCCGUCGUCUUCGUCUGCGAAGGCCGCCACGAAGCCGUCGUCUUCGUCUGCGAAGGCCGCCACGAAGCCGUCGUCUUCGUCGUCGACAAGGCAGACCGGCAAUCGUCGUGCAGCAGUUGAGCCGGAGAUCGACGCUGAAGGUUCUGCUCCUCAUGACGGGCCAAACUGA
This is a messenger RNA of Fomitopsis serialis, 6282 nucleotides long. RefSeq lists its product as uncharacterized. NCBI's taxonomy places the organism in Eukaryota, Fungi, Basidiomycota, Agaricomycetes, Polyporales, Fomitopsidaceae. The coding region runs from base 1 to 6282 and encodes 2093 amino acids. The record is from RefSeq and is a predicted model, not a curated record. The transcript is spliced from 39 exons.